AAUAUACUAAUUCAAGUCUAGUUGCUUAUGUCAAUAACGUAUUUAUGUUGCUAUUGUUUGUUGUGAACACGAUUUUGUUGUACUAAAUUUGUAACGGAUAUUUUUGCAGAUGGCGUCUCGAGACUCGUUCGAAAAAGAACAAAAACGACUCCAAGACCUAUUUGAUGCAGCUUCUACCCCUGAAUCGAGUCAAGACCCAUUUGCUGAUGAUGGUGACUAUGGAUCUGAUGAUGAGUACUUACCAUCCCGUGUUGAAUCCACGAGUUCAGAGGACGAAACUCAAGCCUCAAAAUCAAGACGCAUACGACAGGUUACAGCUACUACAUCAUCUGGUGAGUCAAUAUCCUCUUUGUCUAGUGAUGCAGAUGAUGAUGCUGACAAAUCAUCAUAUAAUAUUGACUCGACCCUCGACGGAAAUGGUGAAAAUAUUGAAGUCACACGAAAUACUGAUUGCCCUGUAGACCUAAUACAAGAACCUGUCCCAGUGAUAACUGAUCUGCCUUUGAAUGACGAAGAAUACCCUAACCUGUCACCACUAGACCCCUCUGAUCAGCUAAACUCUGUCAGUGUUGGUCCUAGAAGAUCAAACAAUCAGAGAGGAAUUAUGGUCUCAGACGAUAACUGAUAUACCCGAUUUUCAUUUUGAUAACCUUCAAUGUGGUAUACCCGUGAAUGUUGAUAGCAUGAACCAAGUAAUUGACUUUUUCCAUCUUGCAUUCCCACAAAGUGCCAUCGAAUAUCUGGUAAACUGUACUAAUAAUUAUGGAAACGCUCUAUGCAACACGAAUAGGCCUCAUACCAGAUAUAGCCGCAAAAUAGUAUAUCGUGAGACCACCUGUGAAGAAAUGAUGAAAUUUCUUGGGAUUACGCUUCUCAAAGGUCACAUUAAAUGUCCUAAACAAAGAAGUAUCUUCAUUAUCGGAUGUACUGUAUUAUCAUCCCAUAUUUAGCUUUAUAAUGUCAGGACGACGAUAUGAGCAAAUUUUACGCUGCAUCUGUGCAUCGGAAUUAGAUGCAAAAGGAGAAAAUAAGAUUGCAAAGUUCAUUGAUAUGUUGACACUAAACUUUCGUAAAAUUUACAAUGCUGGUGAAGAGCUGUCGCUGGAUGAGUCGCUUCUUCUGUUUCGAGGUCGAUUGAGUUUUCCAGUACAUCAAGUCGAAAAAAGCUCGCUACGGCAUCAAAUUCUAUGAGCUCACUACUGACGAUGGUUAUGUGCUAAAUGUAAAGAUGUAUUCGGGAAAGGAAGCGACAACAUCAAAUACAGGCGAAUCUGAAUCUAAGACAGAAAAACUUGUCAUGAGGUUAAUGCUUCCAUACUUGCUACGUGGACAUCAUCUUUUCAUGGACAAUUUCUAUAAUUCUGUGAAAUUAUCACAGAAAUUGCUUGACUUGAAAACUCAUUCUACCGGUACCUUGCGUUCAAAUCGUGAAGAAAAUCCUAAGAAUAUUGCAAAUAAAAAGGUGAAGAAAGGUGAGCACGUGUGGGCACGCAAGGGCAAGGUGUAUGUUUCAAAGUGGAAGGACAAACGUCCAGUCUUGAUGAUUACCACUAAGGUACAUCCCUCUCUUGUGGAAGUGAGAAACAGAUAUCGCAAGACCAAAUUGAAACCUGCAGAAGUUGAUCUUUAUAACCGACAUAUGUCCGGUGUAGAUAGGUCCGAUCAAAUGGUAUCCUACUACUCAUGCCCUCGGACAACGAUAAGGUGGUAUAAAAAGGUGCUGUUUCACUUCUUGGAUAUUGCAGUUUGGAAUGCAUACUUCUUAUUCAAAAAAUAUAAGAAAAACAAUGCCAACUCAUAUAAUUACGUAAACUACCGAGAAGAAUUGAUUAAGGUAAUGAUUGGGAUCAGUAAUCUGAAAAUAAAAGGAAGAGACAUAAUCAAUAAAAACACUAUUCAUGAUAACAGGCGUUUCCGACCCAGUACUUCAUCUGCUCCUCAACCGGAAAAUAGUUCUGUAACUGAAAAUUUAAUGAGUGGCCACUGGCCAGAGCAAGUACCAUCUCGACCUGGAACAACGAAAAAGUUUGCCUUCCUAAAGUGCAAAGUUUGUAAUAAAAACAAAAUUCGUAAAGAAACGAGCUAUCGCUGUAAAGGGUGUCCAGAUAAACCUCCAUUAUGCCCAUCUUGCUUCGAAAGGACAUUGCCACCCGUUGGGCCCCUUAUUUGUGAUAGAGUGUCAAGAAUAUUUUAUUAUUAAAAAUCAAGUCCUAAUUUUAUAAAACUAACUAUUUUUUUUCAGAAUUUCUUGUACCCUAGCAUUGAAAAACAUAAUUAAUAUUUAUUUUAUUGAAUCUAAGCUAGUUCCGCCAUUAAAACUUAACGUGAAUGUUGCCAGGUAGACGACAGACUAUCUCAUUUAAAUGAACGAGGUGAUCGAUUGAAAAUAUCGAUAUAAUAUAUAGCAUUUUUCUCUUAUAUCAAAAUGUACAAGUAUAUAUAUUAAGUAUGCACUCGUAAAUAGUAAACAAGAAAAGAAGAAAGAAAAACUGUUUAUAACUGUUGCACAAACAAUAAAAUAUCAACACUAACAAAAGUCACCACUGAACUAUAUCUAUAAAACGGUUACACCUAACACCAUACAUGGAAUACAACAAUAACACAAUAAUUAGUAAAUGAUAUUAUUUAUAACAAAUCGAUUUAGAAAAUCGAUUAACAAAAUAUUUAACAUGGUAACAUCUACUCGGAACGCGAGUCUAUCUGUCAAAUCAAUACGUCAUUCAAAUUGUUUUCGUGCCGGUUGUUAUGCGUAGAGUUGAAUUUAUUCCUCCGUAUUUGCUUCUGAUAGUUACAAUUUGCGUAAAAACUGUCGAGCUAAUCGUUUUCGUGCCUCCAGUGGUUUUUUUUAGAUAUUGGACUCUUUUCUUAAUGAUAAGUGAGCACAUUGACUCGUGAGCAUUGGACUCUUGUUUUUAGUGAUAUUGUUGUUUUACUCCGGAAAAAUAUCUGCACCUGGUAGAAGUCGAGUAAACUACUCUUUGUCUCGCCAGUGUGUUAAUUUCUCUUUACGUAUAGGGCCUAAUCUUCGUAGACGUUAAAUUGAAGAAAUAGAUGAACCAAUGCUUAUCCUUCUAAACACCUACAUUGGUAAGUUUGUUUUAUUAUGUUUGUGGAUUUCACACGUCUCUAAACUACCUUACAUUUUAUUUUGUCAUUUUUUCCAGAUAUCUUCUGAUGAUAUCCUGUGUGUGAAAUGUUUUGUAUUAUUACAAAACCAGACAGCAUCUAACUCAAAUCUGUCACUUGUAUCCCCUGCUCGUGGACACCUAAACAUAUGCUACGCAUGUGGCUUGUCAACAGCAAGUCGCAAAACUCAUAGAGUCAGUCAAGAUAGUUCCUCAAAGGAAUGUUAUACUAAGAUGGACACCAGUACAUCACGUGUUGCAUUUGGAACGAGUUUGUGUUCCUUGUUGGGCGGCUGCAUCAAGACAAGUCCGGAGGCAACCCGUUGCUGGCAGUAGCCAACACACUGUGGAGUCUGCACCGGAGACUGGUAUCAUGGAUGGAAACAUAAUUACAGAUAUGAUGAUUCCUGUACCACCACCACUGCCACCGCUUUAAUGAUAUAAGCGCUCCAGCACAAUUUCUAGACAACAUAUUCCUUGAAGAAUAAAUGUCUAUUAUUUUAA
Molecule: messenger RNA, 3629 nt
Organism: Helicoverpa zea (corn earworm)
Lineage: Eukaryota; Metazoa; Arthropoda; Insecta; Lepidoptera; Noctuidae
Product: piggyBac transposable element-derived protein 4-like
Exons: 2
Coding region: 1229-2200 (323 amino acids)
Source: RefSeq, a predicted model, not a curated record